UCCACAACGAUCGCGCAAGAUUCAUGACUCGUUCUUUCUUAAUCGGAGAUUAUCUUUAAUUCGACGACUGACAUUCAUUCAAGAAAAAUCUAGAAAUAAUCGAGGAGAGAUCUGGGAGAAUCAAGUUUCUUAUUGCGUUUUGCCACAUUUCGCAGCGGUCGUUAGCGAAAUAUUCGAAUUCCUAUUCGUUCCUAACUCGUGCAGAGAGCCGUUACACUUUUUUCUACGAAUUGCUAUGAAUUGAUAAGUCACGAUCGAUGACAUCACUUUACCACUUUAACGUCAAUAUGAGCGUAUAUAAGCGUGUGUAACCGCCGAUACGUCCGACUUGUGAGAAUUCCGCGGCGGGGUCGUUCGAUAUGCUCUCACAUAAUUUGUUCGUCAACACUGGGAACAUACUCUCCCUGAGCGAGGCGAAACAGAAGGCGAGUCAAAAUUCCACGGAUGAGUUGAUCGAGACACUGAAGAUCGUUUUAAACGAUGAACAAAGCAAAGGGAAUGACAAGACAAUUAUCAAUGGAAAGAAGGAUACAAGUUUACAGGACGUGGAUAGAAAAGACUUAAAGAUCACUGUAAAAGUAUUUAUCUCAUCACCUGAUGUUAAUUCAUUAAAGGAAGCAUUGGAUCAAGCGUUUGAAAUACUUCAUACAGAUACCAUUGAAUCACUAGUAAUAGCUUACAAAAGUGCUGAGAGUCCAGAAGAUAUGUUGUCAUCGUUAAAAAAAAUAUGGUCUGUGGUAGAAGAAUAUGUAAAAGUUGACAAGUUAUCCAGUGUUGGAUUAAGCGAUAUUAAUACAAACACUUUCAUUGAACUAUUUCAGUGGGCAGAUAUAAAACCAAACAUUGUACAGAUUAAUUUAGCUACGUGUUGUGUGGUACCGCCAGCCUUGCAGGAAUUUACUAAAGAAAAUGAUAUUCAGUUGCUGACUCAUAGUGAUCCCUGUCAAAUUCUUCCUCAAGAAGUAUUAGAGAAUAUAUUUGGUUCUACUGCCCAUUUAUACUGGCUGAUAAGAUAUCAAAUCCAUCUUAAAUGCCGCGGAAUUUUAUCAUCGAAAGGGUACUUACUGCGCAUUAAUAAGUCUAAUGUUAAACCUUAACGUUAGUAGCACCACUAAAUGUUAUUUCUGCACAAGGUAAUGUGUCUCAUAUUCUAUAUUAACAUGUUUUACACACGAAUAACUUACACUUAAUUUUUGUAAUCAUGAGCAUUUUGAACAUUUUAUUGUACAUAUAUUAUUAUUAUAAGCUUUUAUAGUAUUGCACUGCGUUAUGCGUCUUAUUUUUAUUAGUUAAC
This is a messenger RNA of Trachymyrmex cornetzi, 1294 nucleotides long. RefSeq names its product Glutamate-cysteine ligase modifier subunit (gene Gclm). Gene Ontology annotation, biological process: glutathione biosynthetic process. The record is from RefSeq and is a predicted model, not a curated record. The coding region runs from base 360 to 1097 and encodes 245 amino acids. The transcript is spliced from 6 exons. Gene Ontology annotation, molecular function: enzyme regulator activity; glutamate-cysteine ligase catalytic subunit binding. Gene Ontology annotation, cellular component: glutamate-cysteine ligase complex. NCBI's taxonomy places the organism in Eukaryota, Metazoa, Arthropoda, Insecta, Hymenoptera, Formicidae.